Messenger RNA from Phialemonium atrogriseum, 378 nucleotides. RefSeq lists its product as uncharacterized. The coding region runs from base 1 to 378 and encodes 125 amino acids. The record is from RefSeq and is a predicted model, not a curated record. NCBI's taxonomy places the organism in Eukaryota, Fungi, Ascomycota, Sordariomycetes, Cephalothecales, Cephalothecaceae. The transcript has 2 exons.
AUGCCUUUCUCCUUCAUCCCUCCGUUUCGGCCCUUGCGCUACCCUUCAAUCCUCAUAAUUCAAUCCCAGAAAAUUGAAGAAAUCAUGGCCGCGGCUGGCAGCGUUGUUCCUGCUGGACCUGGAGAGGUUGUUAUCCAGACGAAUUUUGUCAAUAUGCGAGUCAAUGUCACGGAUCCUGAGAUGGUCACAGCCGCCACCAAUCUCCUAGACACUGCCAUGACAGUCAAUCUAGCUACCCUGAGAUCGGGCCUGGUCUAUCGCCACAUUCUCCUCGGCGGUCUCCUCGGCGGCGGCCUGAUUCUCCUUGGCGGCGGCCUGAUUCUCUGGUUCACCGGCGGCCGUGAGCUGCUGCAAAGGCUUGCCGCGCGUAGGGAAUAA